UGAUUGACAUCUCCAUGAACUGAACGUGAAAGCCAAAACAACAAAAACAAUUCGGUGGCGCAAAUUUAAUGUACAUAUAUGAUCACAAGCCUUGGUGAUCUUUCGAUGAAAAGCGCUGUCUUACCGCUGGGCAAUUGCAAUAAUGCCAACGAGGAUGCAUCGAUACUGACCGAUGGUUCUGGCUACAAGAGCAACAAAAGGAGCGGUAACAAACACAUUGUGAACGACAACACCAGCAGCAACAGCAACAGCAACAACAAUAUUAAUAAUAACAACAACAGCAACAUUAAUAAUAUAAAUGAAAAUACGCUGUGGCCUCCAGCACACGAUAUGCAAGCGUCCGCCAACGCUAAUCCAGUGCUGCGUAAUAUAAACAAUGAUAUGACAAAGGGCAUUUCGCGUAAAGUGCAUCAAUGCAGGAUGCAAUUCUCAUCCAAUGAUCGAGGAGAUAAAAUGGGCGGCGACGACAUGCGCAUGUCGAAGAUUAUGCGCCGCCUGCACAACGAAUCGAGCCCGGCGGCUGCUCUCGAACUGUGCAACAAACUGGACAUGGCCGUGCGGACUCCAGUUAAUGUGGGCUAUUUGACUCGGUCUUUUGACGUUAUCUUGGAUGGCAUGCUGUCGUUGUUUAAGCAAUGCCCGGCCCCGGUGCUAGAGGAGUGCAGCAAAACUCUUGGAGUGAUUGGCUACAUCAAUCGCAUGUCAUAUCCCAUCUAUGAGGACUUCAUUGUGAAUAACUUUAGGAUGCACAAGCGCAUGCAAAAAUAUUUAAUUGUUGCGCUACAGACGACGCUCAGCUGCGACACAAAGGGCGAUCUGCACAUUUUUUCGGACAAGAUAAUGGCCCUAUUGAAAGACUUUCUGGAGGGAGCCGAGAGCCCCGACAUCUUCAUGGGCAUCAGUACGUGCAUUGUGCAAUUCUCGCUCAAUUAUCGCGACACUUUCGAGUGCCAUUUUACGGAUGUGGUGGACAUCAUCAUUGGCUGGCAGCUGGAGGUUGGCCAGCCCGAGGAAGUGAGGACGCAUUGCGCCUACGUGCUGGAGCAGCUGACACCAUAUUUUAGCAAACAGUUGGACUUUAGCUAUGGACUCUUAACCCAGUUCAUCGAGGACAUAUCGGACAAAUCGGAGCGCCUGGACGAGCGGAUCGGCGCCUUCGUUGGGGCCUUCAAUACGCUGCUCAAAUGUCUCACCCGCAUGCACAUUUCAUGCGAAUCAAUCGUUGCCCUGGCACUCGUGCAUCUCAUCAAAGUGCUGCCCGCCAUGCUGGAGGACCCGCACGGCGUGGGCGACGAUGCUCUGAUGAAUAUCAAUGAGCUGUUCUGCAUUUGCUUGCUCAAUGGCUAUGCCAAUCCGGACGCAGAGACUCUCGACAAGCUAAUCCACAUGCAGUUCGAGCACAUAUCCAAAUUGUCCGACUCUCAAAAGUUGAGUUGCCUGUAUUUGCUGUUGUGCACGGUGCGGAAGCUGCGCGCUCGUGUGCCCGCCAGCCUGGUCCAACUGAUCUUUCAGUCGGAUCCCGCUGAUGCUGCAGAGCAGACAUAUUUGACCAGCAUACGACUACAGAACGAGACAAAGGCCCACAAGCUGCUGCUGCGCACCUGCCAGGAGACGUUGCUGAUUAAGAAUGUGCCCAUCUUGCAGCAGGCAUACAAGCAGCUCGUCCAGGACGUGGACAAAUGUAUCUCACAGCUGGCCCAGGCCGAGUGCGAUUCCAGCGAAGCGGAAAUCUUGCUCAUCUUUCAUUUGGCCACACUGGCGGCACUGGCCAAGCAGACGUCCUCAAUCAUUGGCAUGUACGCCUGCAAGCCAUCCAUACUGGAGCUCUUGAUAACCAAUUGUCGUGCCGGCGAAUUGAGCAUCUGGUCGAAGCAUCCGACCACCCAUCAUGCCAUACUCUGCCUGCUCGUCGUCCACUGCCAGGCCAAUCACAAUUUCCGCAACAACUCGAGUCUGCUGCGCGAGAGCGACGCCGACAAGAACCUGCAUCCGGGCAGCUGCCAGUCGCCGACGGCUCACAGCUUCGGUCAGAUACUGAAGUUCUUGGCCCACUGCUUGGUGAGCAGUGCACAGCUGGCGCCGGUCAAUAUCAAGCAUCUGCUCGGCUGGACAAAAUCUCUGCUGGUAGAGUGUGGCUCGCGCUGUGCCGUAUUGCUGGAGCAUGACGAUUUCAUGACCAUUUGCGAGAGCAUUGCGAGCACAGCUGCCAAAUACGCGCCCCUGGAGAGUGCUCUGUGCAUUCAGGCCGUGCUCGGCUAUGGCACAUCGAAUCUGAGCCUUGAGCUGCUCCUUUUGUAUCGCGAGACGGCGCUGCAGCAGCUCCAAUCGCUGGUCAGCAGCGCCCAUGAGGCCUACGCCCAGAUCUAUGCCCAGCUGCCGCUCAGCUUGAUCAUCGCCCGACGCGUGCCCUCCGGCAUUGGCAGCAAUCACAUUUGCGUCUGGCAGCAGCGCCUGAGCCAGUGCAGCGCCAUGCGCGAAAAUGUCUUUCGGGAUUUCUUUGAGCGCCUGCAGACGCCGGAGCAACAGCCGUUCGGCGAGUGCUUGCGGUCGAUGUUCAUACGCAGCUGCCAGGUGACGCAGCUCGACGAGCGGCAGGAGAAGCUCUCCCAGUGCACGCGCCGCUGUCAGCGUCUGGCCACCGUCUGGCUGCAGUUCGAGGCGGCGCGCUUCUGUGUCGACCAGAAGCUGCGCACGCCGCUGGGCAAGCCGCAGGACACGUUCCUCGCCUUCGAGGCCAUUGUGACGCGCUAUGCCCGACUUCUCAGUGGCUGUGGCAAGGACAAUGAGCGCCGAGACUUCGACGAUCUCUCACUGCAGCAGCUCUCCAACACGCGUGCCAACUUGAACCUGCUGCUGGGCUUCCUGGAUGCGCUCGAGAAGCUCAUCUACAAUGCGGCCGAGGGCAGCGCCUUUGCACUGCGCGCACCCGAGAAGCCAGUCAGCGCCUUCUUCCGGCUCAACAAUCCCACAUGCCAGUCCUGGUUCAAUCGCAUUCGCACCAGCGUCAUUAUCAUAGCCAUGCACUGUCAUCAGCCGGAGCUGGUCAUACGCUAUGCCCAGCAAAUCCUGCUCACCCAUAAGACGCAGGACUCCACGUACAGCCAGGCGAUAGUCUACCUGGCCUGGGCCUAUGUCAGCUGCCAGGAAUCGGACUCGCUGCGCGGCCUGUACGUGUGGGCGCGCGCGCGCAGCAGCAAGUGCUACAAGUGGCUGCUGUCUGCCGCAGAUCAGGCAGCUGAGCGCACGGAGCUGGCGCUGGCCGGCUACCGGUCCGUUCUGGCCGAUGGGGAUCUGGAGACGCAUACGCGCCAGUUUGUGCAGGCGCAGCUGUUCGAGUGCCUGCACUGCACGGGACAGUGGACGCAGCUAGUGGAGCUGAAGGCGAAGUGGAAGCGCGCCGGCGACAACAUCCAGGUGAAUCCCUUCCUGCACAAGAGCAUGACGCAGCUGAGUGUGCUGGAGCAGCUGCUGGCCAAGAGCGAGGCCACAUCGGACGAACUGAACGCUGCGCUGCACACGCUGAGCAUCUGGCCCAGCGACAACGAGCCCCACGCCAGCUUCUCGGCCGACUGUGUGCUCGAGAAGCUGGAGAACAUUGUGCUGCAGCAGUGCCACUCAGUGGACGACCACAAGCCGUUUGAGGUGGGUCCACGCGUGCAGCAGCUGCUGGACAUGAACUGGCGCGAGUGUCUGCUCAACUACAGCUGCGAGCAGCAGCACUGGCAGCAGCUGACGCUGCUGAAGCACAUCACCCAGACGCUGAGCAGCAGCCAGGAGCCGCUGAUGCUGCUGCCCAUGGACAACAAGGGCAGAGAGGAGCGCCAGCAGCAGCAGCUGCAGCAGGGGCAUCAACAUCAUCAGCACCAUAUUGGCAGCUUGGGCAGCUCCUUAUUCCUGCGUUGUGUGGCCUGGACGCAACUGCUGCGCAACCACUGCAACGUGAACAGCCUGGGCAAUCUCUAUCUGGAGACGGCGGCGGUGGCGCGCGAGGAGGGCAACCAGUCCACCUGCCAGGCCAUGCUGGAGCGGUUCUUUGGCCAGCCACUCGCAGACGUUGCGGGCUACCUGUUGACCAAUUCGCCGGACAUCAACAAUUUGCAGCUGCUGCGUGGCUACACCGAGGUGGCCAAGUGCCUGCACCUCCAACAGCAGCUCCAGCCGCAACAGCAGCAGCAGCAGCAGCAGCAGCAGCAUUUGCAGUGCAGCGAGCUGAGCGCCAUCAAUGUGUGCACAUCCCUUUGUCUGGCCAUACAGAAGCAGCUGCCGCAGCCGGAGCUGACUUCCAAUGUAGGGGCCGAGCUGUUGCUGACGCUCUCCGAUUGGAUAGCCGCGCGCAGCUGCAACGGGCUGGCCACCAACAUGUCCACCCACAUGCAGCAGCUGCUGGAGCAGCUGCCCGAGUGCCCCUUGGCGCGCAGCUCGACACAGCCGACGACGCUGCCGCACGGCGAGCGAUUGGUGGCGCGCCUGAUCAAUGCCAGCCUGCAGCAGCGGCCGAACAACGAGGAGGCGCUCAUCGCGUAUGGCAACUGGUGCUAUCGCUGGGGCAAGAAGACCGUCGACAGCGGCACCGUGCUCAGCCAGGCGGAUAUCACGGCCAUUGGCGAGGCGCUGGGCGGCGAGCAGCCCCUGGAUGGCGACACGCUGCAGGAGCUGCUGGAGGCACUGCGCACGGAGCCCCAGCCGGGCAACAACUGCGAGGAGGACGAACUGCAAACGGAUGCACAGUGCGAGCUGCGACUGCGACAGCUCAGCGUGCUGGCCGACAAGCCAGCCAGCGUGCUGGAGUCGAUAGUGCGCAUCUGGCGUCGGGCCAUGGCCAAUACCUUUGACUACUACAAGGCAGCGGCAGGCUCCUAUUUCCAGUAUCUCAGCCUGAAGGCGGGUUCCGGCGAGGGGUGUGCGGUGCAGCCGCAGCAGCCGCAACAGCCGCGUUUCCAUGUCGACGACAGCAACGUGGUAACGACAACGCUGCGUCUGCUGCGCCUGAUUGUGAAGCAUGCCAGCGGACUGCAGGAUGUGCUGGAGCAGGGCCUGAAGACGACGCCGAUUGGGCCGUGGAAGGUCAUCAUUCCGCAGCUCUUCAGCCGGCUCAAUCAUCAUGAGCCGUAUGUCAGGAAGAGUGUGUGUGCGCUGCUCUGCCGCCUGGCCGAGAGUCGGCCGCAGCUGGUCACCUUUCCGGCCGUGGUGGGCGCCAAUCGUGAGCUCCAGGCCACGCCCAUCAACAGCACCGCCAGCAGCGGCAGCGGCAGCGGCAGCGGCGGCGGUAGCAGCAGCAGCCCGGCACAGAGCUAUGCAAUAUUGUUGAAUGCGCUGACCAAACAGUCGCCCGAGGUGGUGCAGCAUGUCCAGCUGCUGGUGAAGGAGCUGCGACGCGUCUGCCUGCUCUGGGAUGAGUAUUGGAUACACUCGCUGGCGCACAUCUACAAUAGCUAUGUGGGCCGUGUCAGCGGAUUGGCCAGCGAGUUCAAGCCCGACGAUCAUGAGGGCAAGCAGAAUCGCUUCGAUAGCUGGCGCCCGCAGCUGAUCAGCGAUAUGGAGGCGCUGAUGGCAUUCACCACCCGCGAGGCGGAGACCAACUACGAGCGCAGCUUCAAGCGGCGCUUCGAUGCGCCCAUUGCGAGCACGCUGGAGGCGCUGCGUAGUCGCCCGUACCCGGAGGCAUGGGACAAGCUGAAGCAACUCUACCACGUCCUGCAGUCUAACAUGCUGCGCGGCACGAGCAGCACUCUGAGAAUGCAGACGAUCAGUCCGGUGCUGUGCGAAAUUGGACGCAUGCGCAUUUCGAUGCCGGGCCUGGACGCGCAAGACGAACAGCAGCCGGUGCACAUUGAGAGUGUGGAGAGCACCGUCUGCAUUCUGCCCACCAAGACGAAGCCCAAGAAGGUCGCCUUCUAUGGCAGCAAUGGGCAGAAGUACACGUUCCUCUUCAAGGGCCUGGAGGAUCUGCAUCUGGAUGAGCGCAUCAUGCAAUUCCUGUCCAUAUCGAAUGCCAUCAUGGCUACCAAAAAUGAUACGCCGCAGAGCUGCUAUCGCGCCCAUCACUACUCGGUCAUACCGCUGGGCCCCCAGUCGGGUCUGAUCAGCUGGGUGGAUGGGGUCACUCCGCUGUUUGCCCUGUACAAGAAAUGGCAGCAGCGCCAGCCUCAGCCGGCCACAGGCGCCACAUCGCGCCGCCUCACCGAUCUCUACUACAACAAGCUGUCGCCACUGCUGGCCAAGCACAACAUGCUAGUCACGGAUCCGCGUCGCCAGUGGCCCUUGUCGGUGCUGCGACAGGUGCUUAGCGAGCUGCAGCAGGAGACGCCGGCGGAUCUGCUCUCCCGUGAGCUGUGGUGCCAUGCGGGCAGCGCCGCCGAGUGGCGCCAGUCAGUGCGUCGCUACACGAACUGCAUGGCCGUCAUGUCCGUCAUUGGCUAUGUGAUUGGCCUGGGCGAUCGCCACCUGGACAAUGUGCUCAUCAACCUGAGCAGCGGCGACAUCGUCCACAUCGACUACAAUGUCUGCUUCGAGAAGGGCCGCACUCUGCGCAUACCCGAGCGUGUGCCCUUCCGCCUGACACAGAACAUGGUGCACGCCCUGGGCAUUACCGGCAUCGAGGGUGCCUACCGUCUGGGCUGCGAGUAUGUGCUGAAGGUGAUGCGCAAGGAGCGCGAAACCCUGCUCACCCUGCUCGAGGCGUUCGUCUAUGAUCCGCUAGUCGAUUGGACAAUCAACGAAGAUGCCUCAAAUCUGCGACGCGCUAUCAAUGCGAAACCGCUGGCCUGUGCCGCCGUCUCCAAUGAGCUGAAGUGCCUCAAGAAAGACAAGUGCAAGAACAAGCUCUCCGACUGGGACGCCAAGCGACGACACUACGUGAGCAAGCUGAAGCAGUGCCAAAAGUUUUGGUCCAAGUACAAACUGGGUAUAUUGCCUCAGCUAACGGACAUGACGCGAGAGAUUGGGAAGCUGCAGCAGAUACAGACGCAGCGCCUGGCCACGGAGCAGGAGCUGUUGAAACUGAACCAGCGCAGCGCCCUGAUAUCCGAGAUCAAUUCACUGGGCACGGCCAUUGAGAGUCACAGCUUCAAUUCGGCCUCGCCGCGCUACGCCACCAAGCUGUACCACACGGAGGCGUUGGCUCGCCAAGUCCAGUUGCGUCAGCCCGACUUUGAGGCGGUGUCGUCGCUGCUGGGGAGCUAUAGGCAAUGCCUGGAGCAGCAGCACCUGACCGACUUCAAUAUGCGGCUGAUUCACUUUAAGCUGGACGGAGGCAAYUUGCACAGCGAGUACCUGGCCUUGGUGGAGCUGGUGCAGUGCCAUUUGCCGCCCCAGACGCUGGAGUCGUACGAAAGCACACGCACCCAGCUGGACGAGCUGUUCGAGCGGCUGAACGAUCUGGGCCUGCAGUGCGUGGAGCACAUGCAGCAGUAUGCGGCCAUAAUGGCCUACUAUCCGGAUCAUCUGAAGAGCAACAACAUCUUUGUGCGCUUCCACGAGAGCUAUGCCAACUACUUGGCCAAAUCCGAGAACAGCAACAGCAGAAGCCAACAGAGCGCCGCGACCCAGUUCGACACGGACAGCAAGCUGAGCACAGCCCGAACCUUGGAGGCGGUCCAGCUGAAUCUCAGCUGCCAGCUGCACGACUUGACGCAGCACUUUGCCCACGAACAGGCCCUGGCCCAGUCGCAGAGCCCGUCGCACGUCCUGCUGGCGGCUAUAAAGCACAGCGGCUGCAGCAAGGUGCAGCUCGAUGCGGCGCUCCUGCACACCCUGGAGAAGGCCAACAGUGCGUUCGCCCACUACGAGCGAUCGGCUGUGGAGGAGCGUGAAAUGAAACUCUUGGAGCAUCAGGUGCAGCACAUUCAGCUGGUGCGUACAAUGUGCCUCAGUGUUACGGAGCCCGUGGACCAGGCCAACGAUCACCUCAGCCAGCUACAGGACACGCUGUCCAUGCUCAUCCAGCUGCAGCACAGCUUCGAGCACGGCCUCACCGCCAGCCUGUUCCGUCUAUUGCUGUUGCCAGCCAAGCAGAACCAUUUGGAGGCAAUUCUACAGCUGGAUAGCAAGACUCUGGCCGAACGUUAUCAUCGAUCAAUGCCAGUGCAGCAGCAGCAGCAGCAGCAGCAGCAGCAGGAGUUGGAGCGAUCGGAAAAACAACUGGAGCCGGCGGAGGACUCGCUGCAGCAAUUGGCCAUUCCACGAGCGUUGGAAACUCAGUUCAUGCAAUGCCUGCAGCCCGGCUACGAUCUCUUCCAGCAGCUUACCAAGGCCCUGGAGCGUGUCACGCGCAAUAUUAAAUUGAUCAUUGGCGAUGUCAACGAUGCUCCGACAGAGCAGUACAUGGAACUGGGCAUAAUUAAGAAUGCUGGCAACUUGUUGUCAGAGAAAUGCUUCUUCGAUCUGGUGCUGCAGACGGUGGACGCCAGCAGGAGCUGGGAUCAGCGACUGAUGCGAGAGCCGGUGCAGAACUUUGUACAGCGCCUGGAGAUGACGUGCAUUGUGGGCGUGGUGCCGUUGCUCUGCCGUUCCCACUACACUAACUGUUGCACCCGCGGCCAGGAGGUGGCAGCAGCCAUUGCCCUGUGCUCGCCGGAUGUGCUGCAGCUGUGCGAUGGCUUCUUUGCGGCGCUGCAAGCGGAGGCGACGCUGCAGCAGCGCCAGUGCGAAAUUGGGCAGCUCAAUCAGCUGAUCGAGGCACAGACGCUCAUCGCAACGGCGCACUACUGGGCAUACGGCGAAUCGCUGGGCAGCGAGCUGAACUGCGGCCACGUCAUCAGUAGGCAGAAGCUGUCCGAGGCAAUCAGCCAGAACUUGCAGACGCUGUCCGACAAGGCACUGGCUAUGGAGCGACUGCAGCAUCACCUGACCUCGCAGCUAGACCAGCUGCAGACCCAUCGCAGCAACUGGAACCGCAAUCACAUCGACAGCCUGCUGCGCAACGAGCAGCAGCAGCACAAGCUGACCAGCAAUCAGCUGGGCGUGAUCACUGAGCUGAAGAAAUGCGCCAGUGCACUGUGCAGCAUCGAGCAGGCGGACGGAAUUGGCGGAGAGCAGGAGAAACUGCUGCUGGACAACAUGGAGCAGUGGCUGCAGGCCUACCAGCAAUGGGAGGUGAGUAAUGCGCGGAUUAGCGCCGUGGAGCAGGCGAUUGUCCAGUUGCUGGACCCCGAGGGAGCCAUCGAUGACUGCUGGGUAAAGAACGUGCAGGGUCUGCUUGAGGAUUACACGUGCAAGGUGCAGCGGGAGCUGUCGAUGCUGGAGUCGGAGCAGCAGACCAGGCGCAGACUCAUCUAUGAGGCGCUCAAGGAAGUGCAGCGCCACCAGGAGCAGAUGCCGCGCAUUUACUCGCGCAGCCUGUGCAGCGACUCCGAGGAGCAGGCCAAAUUGACACCGCUGGAUAUUCAGCUGCUUUGUGGUCAUGUGCGCGACGCACAGCGCACACUCAUGGACUUCUUUCAGCGUGUGGUGGAGCUGCGCAAGGACAUGAGCAGCGAACGGCAUGCACUGCACCAUGACACGCUCGCCAGAUGGCAGCAGCAGCUGCAGCAAAUCGAGCAAAUGGCUCAGCACGGCGUGGAUGACUUCUUCAGGGGCAUCGAGGACUUUCUGCAGCAUUCGGUGGACAGUGAUUCGCUGCCAUACGAAACGUUUACGCACAACAAGAGUGCACCCAAUCUGCACGAGCAGAAACGCAAUGCGUAUGGCGUGUCCGUGUGGAAGAAGAUACGCAUGAAAUUGGAGGGACGCGAUCCGGAUAGCAAUCAGCGUGCCAGCGUCGCUGAACAGGUCGACUACGUGUUACGCGAGGCGACCAAUCCGGACAAUCUGGCCGUACUAUACGAGGGCUGGACGCCAUGGGUCUAAGUUGACGGACGUAGCCACAAAUUGCCAGCAAAUGGCAAACGGGCAUCAAAAUCGCAUAAAACGCAUUAUGGAACGGGGGUCGGUCACAGUGGCAGGGGGAUGCUCGGAAGUGGAGUGCCUGUUGCCAAAUGUAUCUAUAUCUAUAU
Drosophila arizonae is the source of this 9992-nucleotide messenger RNA. It is a transcript of the gene nonC, whose product is annotated as serine/threonine-protein kinase Smg1. The record is from RefSeq and is a predicted model, not a curated record. Gene Ontology annotation, cellular component: nucleus; TORC2 complex; TORC1 complex. Gene Ontology annotation, molecular function: protein binding; protein serine/threonine kinase activity. Lineage: Eukaryota; Metazoa; Arthropoda; Insecta; Diptera; Drosophilidae. Gene Ontology annotation, biological process: negative regulation of macroautophagy; TOR signaling; phosphorylation.